Messenger RNA from Scleropages formosus (Asian bonytongue), 2647 nucleotides. RefSeq names its product PAF1 homolog, Paf1/RNA polymerase II complex component (gene paf1). Gene Ontology annotation, molecular function: RNA polymerase II complex binding; chromatin binding. Gene Ontology annotation, biological process: transcription elongation by RNA polymerase II. Lineage: Eukaryota; Metazoa; Chordata; Actinopteri; Osteoglossiformes; Osteoglossidae. Gene Ontology annotation, cellular component: Cdc73/Paf1 complex. The coding region runs from base 36 to 1640 and encodes 534 amino acids. The record is from RefSeq and is a predicted model, not a curated record. The transcript is spliced from 14 exons.
GAGUCGUUUGACUUUUGUGUACAGACUCAGUACAGAUGGCUCCAACAAUCCAGACACAGGCCCAACGAGAAGACGGACACAGGAGCAGUUCCCAUAGAACUGUCCCAGAGAGGUCCGGUGUGGUUUGCCGUGUGAAGUACUGCAAUAGCCUUCCGGAUAUUCCGUUCGACCCAAAGUUCAUCACGUACCCAUUUGAUCAACACAGGUUUGUGCAGUACAAAGCAACUUCUUUGGAGAAACAACACAAACAUGAGUUGCUGACUGAGCCAGACCUUGGGGUCACCAUCGAUCUUAUCAAUCCUGACACCUACCGAAUAGAUCCCAACAUUCUGUUGGACCCAGCUGAUGAGAAAUUACUUGAAGAGGAAAUUCAAGCUCCAUCAAGCUCUAAACGCUCCCAGCAACAUGCCAAGGUUGUCCCAUGGAUGAGAAAGACUGAAUACAUAUCAACUGAAUUUAAUCGAUACGGUGUUUCCAAUGAGAAAGUAGAAGUCAAGAUUGGUGUAUCUGUCAAACAGCAGUUCACUGAAGAGGAGAUUUAUAAGGAUAGAGACAGCCAGAUUGCGGCCAUUGAGAAGACUUUUGAGGAUGCUCAGAAAUCGAUCACACAACACUACAGUAAACCAAGAGUCACACCAGUUGAGGUCUUGCCUGUGUUUCCUGAUUUUAAGAUGUGGAUCAACCCGUGUGCCCAGGUGAUUUUUGACUCAGAUCCAGCUCCAAAGGAUAUUUCAGGUCCAGCUGGAGUUGAGAUGAUGUCUCAGGCCAUGAUCCGAGGUAUGAUGGAUGAAGAAGGCAAUCAGUUUGUUGCCUACUUUCUUCCCAAUGACGAUACAAUGCGCAAGCGAAAGAGAGAUUUGGAGGAGGAUCUUGAUUACAUGCCAGAGGAAGUGUAUGAGUACAAGAUUGCUAGAGAGUACAACUGGAAUGUGAAGAACAAGGCCAGUAAGGGCUAUGAGGAGAAUUACUUCUUCAUUUUUAGGGACGGGGAUGGAGUCUAUUACAAUGAGCUGGAAACCAGGGUGCGACUGAGCAAGAGAAGGGCCAAGGCAGGAGCACAGUCCAGCACCAAUGCCGUGCUAGUGUGCAAGCAUCGUGAAAUGAAUGAGAAAGAGCUGGAGGCUCAGGAAGCUCGGAGGGCUCAGCUGGAGAACCAUGAGCCUGAAGAUGAAGAAGAGGACAUGGACCUCGAGAAGGACAUGCAGGAUUCAGGUGAUGAGAAAGAGAGGGGGAGUGACAGUGAAGGUGAGAACUCAGGCAGUGAGUCAGACCGCGAGGAUGAUGAGGAUGGGGGCCGGAGGGGAGAGGACGACGACGAGGAUGAAGACGAUGAAGGAGAAAAGCGGCAGCGGAGGAGGGCGAGUGGCAGCGGGAGUGAGAGUGGCGAUGAUCGUCAGGCUCGUGAGAUGCGUGAUGAGGAGGAGAUCUUCGGCAGUGAUGACGACAGCGAUGAGGAUGAGCCCAAAAACCGAAGCAGCGGUGAGGGCAGCGGGAGUGAGGAGGAGGAAGAAGCUGGAGGACGACGGAGCUGUAGUGCCUCCCCCGUUCACAGCAGCAGUGGGCACUCCGAUGGUGCCCAACAUAGUGUCAGUGGUAGUGAGCAGGGCUCCAACUCCAGUGACGGCAGUGACAGCGAGUGAGAGUCUGUGGUCUUGGCAAAGACCAGCAAAGCACACCUUCGACCACUGCCCACGUGGCAGUUGUUACACUUACUAUUCGACUCUUUUGAUAGAACCUCAUGUCUUAGUAGGGUCAUGUACAGUGGUGUUGUACAGCAAGGGCACAGUAGAGACCACAACAGACAUGAAUACUGGAGCACACUUUAAAGUUUUAAUAUUAAUCUGACAGUCUACUUUGUUCUAUACAGUACUUGGAUUUCCCCUGUCCAGAAUGUGUGAGCUGGAAUUUAUUGGAGUGCUGUCCCUUUAAUGCAUUCUUGUGUAAUUCUUACUUUAUAAGCAUUGUUUUGAAUUCUCAUUGCUCUGCUUUAGUUAUACAUAUGCCCAGUCAAAUGGACUUUUUUAGUGGGUAAAAAAUGGCAGUUAACUGUAAAUUUACAGUCUGAUAAAACUGUUCUAGGAAGGCUCCUGGAGCCACCAUGUGUACACUCAUGAGAAAAGAUUUUUCUUUUGUCCUCACUGGCAUUCCUCCUUUUAUUGUUCCUUUUUUUUCCCCCCAUGUAACAGAAAAGGAGACCCUUAUGGCAGUGGAUGGUGCAGAAAUUAAUUUCACACACACUUUUGUAAUACAUAUUUUAUUAAAUUGGUACAAUUCUUCUCUCUUUGGGUACACUUCAUGGAAUUCAAAAUCCAACUUUUCUUUUUCCCCCAUUUAAUUUUUACCUUUGCUUUAGCAUUUUACGUCAUUCCUCACUGUUUGGCAUUGCAUAAGCACCUUUCAGUUUCCCUCUCUUGAUUCCCCCCCCCCCCUUUGGUCCGUGUUUUGACACUCUCAAAAAGCUUCUGAAAUUGUCAAAUAAAGAAAAUGUUUAUUAUAUAGAUCUGUCGUAAUACAAAUUUCUGUUGGUAGUAGUCAUUUCAAAAUAUUUCUCACCUGGAGCAUUACCAAGACUGUUGCGCUUAAGCUCUGGAACAUCUGCAUUUUGAUCAGCAUUUCCUGCCUAAAAACUUUUAGCAUUAAAAUGUAA